AUGACAUCACCACCUGUUGGUGCAGCCAAUGCAGCAGAUUAUGCCACCCUGCGGAUGGUUCAGCUGCGGCAGGCCUGCCGCGAUGCCGGACUGCCGGUCUCGGGAAAGAAGGAAGAAUUGGCACGGCGAUUACAGGUCGUGCAGGAAGGGAGACAAGAGGUGCUGGCGCGCAGGCAGGCCUAUCAGGCCUACACCCAUCGCAGGGCCGAGAGAUCUCGAAGCCCCAAGGGCGCUUGCAGAGCAAGUGGUCGGGCAUCGAGAAGCAAGCAGGUGAGAAGCAGAGGCACGUACCUCAGUAUCGAAGACUUCCGAAAGCUUUGGUGGGCCGUCAAGGAUGGCCGCCUGAGCUGCAGCAGCUGCAGCAGCACGAGUGCUCCAUGCUGCCGCGAGGGGCGCUUUGGGCUUUUCGUACUUUGCAGAAGCGGCAGAGGUGGCUGCGGCCAGCGGGAGACGUUAGUUGGCGCCGUGCAGCGGCUGCCAGAAGGCCAUGUGCCGGUGCUGACAGUGGAGCUCGAGGACCGGACCGUCCUGGACCGGAUCGCUCCGAUCGCGCUCGCCAUCGCUCGCCCUUCCUUGCACUGA
Symbiodinium sp. CCMP2456 is the source of this 582-nucleotide messenger RNA. The record is from the annotation of a GenBank genome assembly. NCBI's taxonomy places the organism in Eukaryota, Dinophyceae, Suessiales, Symbiodiniaceae.